ACUAGAUACAGAAAUUCUGAAAACGUUUUUUUAAGAGGAGCACUAAAAAUUAAGAAUAUUUUGAUUCCACAAUGAAUACGUUUGAAAACACCUUUAUUCGGGGACCUUCGCCGUCUUAUUCCGACGAUGCCAACUCGGAGAAUGCCCUAUCUGUGACUCUGCCCAUUGGGGCAACCGUUCCGGAUUUGGACUUCUGUCGAGAUGACUCCAAGACGGACACCGCCGACUACUUUGAUGAGAAGUACAACAGCGACAGCUGCUCUCGCCUGCAUCCCGGCCACCAGGGACGUAACACCUUUGCCUUCUGGACGAUUGUAGUGAUUCUUCUGGCACUGACCGUGGGCAAUCUAAUCCUGACACUCACCAUUGUGGGCGUUCUGCGCCUAGGAAAGGGUGUCCAGGGCAUGGAAGUGAUUCCCGAGGUCGAUGUGGUCAAGUUCUACGGGUCAACGGAACUGGAGCGCGUGCAGACCAACUCGAAUGGCCAGAUACACGGAUUCACGGAUGUGCCGGUGACCAUUAACAGUGAUGCUGGCGCAGACGGAGAGGGAGGAGGCGUUCAUGUGCGGGUGUUCCGCAAUGUCAACGGUGCCAGCAGCGAACGCGAUCGAAUUGUUCUAAACAAGGAGGGCAUCCUCAUCCAGGCCACGAAUAUGUUUGAGGUGAAGGACCCUGUCGAUCGGCGGCCGCUGUUUACCACCCACCGUCCCCAGUAUAACAUUCCGGGCGGAGUGGAAGCCCUGCAGGCCAAGGUGGUGAGUGCCAGCGGCAUUGCAAGUCCCAUUGACGAGCCCUUGGUGCUGGAGAGUGAUGGUCGCAUGGCCAUAAGGGGCUCGGAGGGCCUCUUUUUUGAUGCAGCCGGCGUGGACAUGCAGGCCGAGCACCACGUAUCCAUCAACUCAACGCAAGGCGCCACCAUUUUGGAGGCUGGUACUGGCAUCUUUCUGGACAUGGAGCGCAUACCCAUCGUCAGCUCCGAAAUGGGGCUGCGCACAGGCAGCGUUCAGUACAAGAUCUGCGUAUGCAUGCCGCACGGAACACUGUUCAGGAUCGCCAUUCCACGGGUGCACAACGGUCCCAAGAUAUCGUGCGCUCACUUCAGCGGCAAGGACGAUCCCUGCGAAGUUAACUAAAGGUUGACUAA
Messenger RNA from Drosophila serrata, 1144 nucleotides. RefSeq names its product sarcoglycan beta (gene Scgbeta). NCBI's taxonomy places the organism in Eukaryota, Metazoa, Arthropoda, Insecta, Diptera, Drosophilidae. Gene Ontology annotation, biological process: muscle organ development. Gene Ontology annotation, cellular component: sarcoglycan complex; sarcolemma. The record is from RefSeq and is a predicted model, not a curated record.